This is a messenger RNA of Amborella trichopoda, 4108 nucleotides long. RefSeq lists its product as uncharacterized. Lineage: Eukaryota; Viridiplantae; Streptophyta; Magnoliopsida; Amborellales; Amborellaceae. The record is from RefSeq and is a predicted model, not a curated record.
GAGGGUGUAUUGGAUUUCAUUUUUUUUAAUCAGUUAUGGGCAAUGAGUAGCAAGACUUUGUCCUCAUCUCCUUUUUCUCUGCUAACAAAAACUGUAACUGGAAACAAGCUGAGAUAGGUGAUCUGAGCACUUUCUGGCACAGUCCUCUAGAAAGAAGCCCAUCUAGGACUAGGAGAUUGCCAUACGGAGGCUAGCAUGAGAAUUGCACUGGUAAGCCGAAGGUGACAAACAUCUAUAAGCCAGAGGCCCACUACAGGCUUUUGGUCUCACAUCUACAUUGUUGAGGGAGGAUUUUCAGAAGUAUCCCACAAUUUGGAAGAAUCUUCUUCAUCUCGCUUCUAAAACCAUGGAAGCUGAGACAAUUCAUGGAUAAAGGGAUGCACCUCCUCAGAAGCUAGAAGUGGUGGUCACCACUAACCAGAGAGAACUUCAACACUUCCAUACUUGUCUAUGUACUUGAGAACGACUGCACCAACUUUGUUGCGAUCCUCAUCGGGGCCACCGAGGCUUCCCUAGCUCGUGAAUGUAUAAGGUUCUUCAUGUCUCCUAACUUCGCCCUCCUUCUCAUCGACCAGCACUUAGAUCAGGUUCUGAGGUUACAUACCAAGACCAGGGCUCUAAUAGGCUCAAGAAUUGGUCAAGGGAAAAGCACUCACCCAUCACAUGGAAAAUCACUUACCAGGUUAUUUAGAAGAAGACAUUUCAAGGAAGGUGAUGGUGCCACAAAGCAUCAUACCUCAAUAAAGGUUCGCAUCCUUGAGGUAUGGUUCUGGAGCAUUGGUUAGCAAAAGCUCUUGAGCUCCCUUGCUGGAGAGCUGGCUCGGUCGCUACAGGCCAAAUCGCUAUUGACUAUGGUGAAAGCAAUUUGUCCUCAGUAGAACCAUACUUCCCAAAUAGAUGAUCUGGGGCUAUUCAGUGGGAUUUCCCUUGCUCCACCUCAGCCAACGCAAAGACACCCUCAAACGAGAUGCCAGUCCUUCAUGAGGAGUAUCCACUGGACCUAUGGUGGAAAUUCUGGCUGGCUGAGAUUGAAGAAUUCAGAUUAGGAGCAAGUGGUUUGAAGAGCAGGAGAUGGUUGACACCUGGGUUAUGUCUAUGGUGGUUGAAUUGCAGUAGCAGGGAGUUUCAACUAGGUGUCAGCCAAUUGGGAAACUCUCUACGUUUCUAACUUCCAUCCGUUUGAACCCCUUAGACUCAACAGAGUUAGAAGAAUCCAUUUGCACAAAUCUUCAUCUCUGAAAGGAAAUUCUGGCCAAGACCUCCUAUAUUGGCGACUUAACUGGACUAAUACUGCCCUGCAUGCUAUGAACCAUAAGAUAGGCUACGACCAAGGAGAGCGAGUAGAGAAGCUUGUUCACUUGGUAGAGAAAAUAUGAGGAACCUACACCACGGUACAGACAGACCCACAAUCUGUAUGUGAAAGGAAUUAGCCACCACAAACUCCUGUCUUUCUACAGGCGAAGGUGGUCGCUUGACAGCUGAAGUUGCGAGGAAGAGGCCAGGGAGGCCUCGUGCAGCUAAUUCAGGGGAGAUAAAGUCUGAAAUACCAGUAGAUGUACGAAGUUGCUGCUUUAUAUAAAAAAGUAAGAAAGGGUAAGCUUCGGGAGCAGCUAAAAAUGAUAGAAAGAUAAAAGAUAGACCUAUUUCGAAUAUGAACAGCUCCUACCUUUGACAACCAUAGAGGGAGGUUAGGUAGUCAAACCUAAAAGACCGCUCCCUCACCCGAGCAGGAAGAUCUCUUAUGGUCUCUUCAAGCUCGUGUUUCACUACCGAUAGCAUGUUACAUGUGGUGCACAAAAAAGUCCCGAGUUCUUAACAACCGUCUUGUGCGUGCGUCUUGCCUUGUCUGUCCUUGCUUUAAUCAAACCUAUUCUUGUUCCUCUCUGUACCGGGCCUUGCUUGAGUAAGAAAUAGAUACGCCUGUUCCUGGCCUUGCUUGAGUAAGAAAUAGAUAUGCUUGUUCCUGUCCGUCCUUGCCUUGCCUUGUCCGUCUUGCCUUCCUUGCUUUAGGUAAGUCAGUCCAGUCCAGGAAUCUUCCGUCAAACGGUCUAGUUUCGUUAAUAGGUUGGUUGAUAUCUCUGUUAUUGAUAGCAAAGGUCCACGCCUAAUAUGAAAGAGACACGCCUAAACAAAGAGGUAAGGUUCCUUCGGGUUGAGAAAGGAAUCGAUCUCUCUUUCGUUAAGGGAAGGAGAAAUGCGCAUCUUUUUCUAUAGUACAAAGCACUCGUAGCACUUGGCGGGCUCAAUUGUUGGAUCACUAAGAUUCAUCCCCUGGAGGCAAAUAUGCAUGUAUGUUAAUGUUAUGAUGCAUUCUUCGCACUGGGCUUUUCUGUCUCUGCCUUAUUCCCCUCAAAGCAACAUCUGAGCAAGUAGCAGACCCAGUUGAUCGAGUGGUUGAAGCAGUCAAUUAUGCGGAUAUAGAUACAUAUGCAGAUUCAUACCUGGGCCCAAAUGAAGCAUCCGAGCACAGCACCUCAAUGCAGAGUGAGGUAUUUGCGGGGCCACCAUUUUUCACAUCAGGGCCGGUCAGCGCAAUGCAUGAGGAGGAAUGUGCAGGAAAGACUCUUAGGCUCCUAUCUGACACUUGUUUCAUCUAAGGCUUUACUGGCUUAUCCAAGUCUUCCAGAGAAAACCAAUGAAAGUCUGGGCAUUCCCUUAGAUCUGACUUAUGAAGACCGGUCCUCUUUCAAUGAGGAUUGAAUGAUCGGUCAAUCUACCUGUGGACUGUAGAUGGCCAAAAUUCUGAGAAAAUCAUAUCAGUCUGAUGGUCGCUGCAGCCAAUGCACCUCCGGCGUCUAAUGAGUCUCAGGUGGAAUCUCUCAACCUUCCUCACCCAGGGUCUCAUUGGCACCAUCAAAUGCUGGUGGGAUCAGUUUGAUUAAAGAGGCAAAGAAGAUUUAUGGAACUCAGUUCAAGUUCGAGAGGAUGGAUAUGCAGAGCUGGAUUCUUUCGAGCGGAAGAUCCCUAAACUUGUCAAGAGCCUACUGGCAACUAUCAUGAUUCAUUUGUAUGGGCCCAUGGAGGAUCUCGAGCGCAGACACAAAGAGCACUCGUAUCUCUAUUUAUUUCUUCCUUGACCCAUUAUAAUUGCUACAAAUACCUUUUCCUAGAAUGGAUGAUGGCCAGAAGGCUGUCUAUUAGAUGUAUUGGCACUUUGUACGGGACUAAGGCCAGUAGUAAUGGUGGACUAUGGUGGCAAGGUUCCUGAAUUGCAAGAAAGACUAUGCUCAGUUUUAAACCUGGUCCACAAGGAGUCAUCCUUUUUCCUGCCCUUGAGAGUAAUGAUCAUAGAAGAGAUGGUUUAUCUUGUACAUAUUGAAGGAUUUUCUCAGCAUGUUCUUUCAAGCCUAAGCCUGCAAUGGCAGCUGCAAUUCGUGGACCUUGAUCAAGAUCCUCCAAAGAUCAUUUCAUAUCAAGGCCAGAACUCCGUUGCAUCUCAGCUUAUAGCAGUUCAAAAUUUAUUCUCAGUGGCGUUUUCAUCUGAAGGAACAAACAACCUUUUUAUGGGCGCAACGCCUUCCAGGGAUGUACUAGUUCCGUCUCAGCCUUCUCAAUGUAUUGACCUCAGCAGUUGUCUGGAAAACUCAAAAGUUGUGAUUCCAACCCUAAAUGGAUGGCUUUUAGGCUAUCCAGUCGUAUACUUGUUUAGCAAAGAGCAUACAUCUCAUGCUGUUUGCAAUCUAUCAACUAGGCCUCUUCAUAUUUUCAAGAUUCUAGUUUGCAGGAAAGGGGCAUCUGCAAGAGAAAAUUCGCAGGAGGAGGAACUAAUGAGUUUCACAGUUCCUUACGAAUUGAGCACUGGAGGUAGGAAUGAGGCCUGGGCACAGGAGUUUCUUACUCAUAUGCUGUUGAAGAUUGCAAAAUGUAAGAAUAUCUGGAGGCAUUUGAGAAUGGAGGUUAUUGAAUGCUCCCCACAAUCUAUUGCUUUAUAGCCUUUGAGCGUUCCUUUUCAAUAUCAUCUGCACAUAUGUUGCAUGAAUUUGUCCAAACAUGUAAAAAAAUUAUGAAAUGGGCCACUUUUUAUCCUUGAGAAACCCAAAAAAAUAUAGUAAAAUAGAUAAAUUGCAGUAAUUGUAAAAAUUUACACAUGUCAGCUGAUUUUGAUCCA